AUGCACGCUACCACCACUUGCAUCGUUGCCCUCACAGCUGGUCUGGGGCUUGCUGCACCUGUUGAUAAGUCCGAAGGCCAGCAUGCAAACGAGGCUCGGGGCACCUACUCCCAGCAGAAGCAGGAAUGGGACAGCCUGGACUGGCAGUCCAUCUGGAACAACAACCAGCGAUACUACCACCCGGGCGAGACCUACUCUCAAUUCAUGGCCGGCUGGAAUAAGAACAAAAAGAGGUCUGUCGACGACGACGACGAGCACGAGAUCGAGGCUCGGGGCACCUACUCCCAGCAGAAGCAGGAGUGGGACAACCUGGACUGGCAGUCCAUCUGGAAAAACAACCAGCGAUACUACCACCCGGACGAGACCUACUCCCAAUUCAUGGCCGGCUGGAAUAAGAACAAGAAGAGGUCUGUCGACGACGACGACGACGAGCACGAGAUCGAGGCUCGGGGCACCUACUCCCAGCAGAAGCAGGAGUGGGACAACCUGGACUGGCAGUCUAUCUGGAACAACAACCAGCGAUACUACCACCCGGACGAGACCUACUCUCAGUUCAUGGGCAGCUGGAAUAAGAACAAGAGGUCUGUCGACGACGACGAGCACGAGAUUGAGGCUCGGGAUACAUAUUCUCAGCAGAGGCAGGAGUGGGAAAGCUUGGACUGGCCCUCCAUUUACGCCAACAAUGAGAGGAUAGCUCCCUCGGGAGAGUCGUAUGCCCAGUUCAUGGGCUACCAAAAGAGGUCCGAAGCAGGAGAGGAGGCGAUGGACGCGGGAGAGGAGACAUCCGACGAAUGA
Molecule: messenger RNA, 795 nt
Organism: Drechmeria coniospora
Lineage: Eukaryota; Fungi; Ascomycota; Sordariomycetes; Hypocreales; Ophiocordycipitaceae
Exons: 1
Coding region: 1-795 (264 amino acids)
Source: RefSeq, a predicted model, not a curated record